UGGAUAACACGUGGACUGUCAGUGUUUGUGCAGUGGUUCGGGAAUGAAAGGAUGAAUAUCUGAUAGUGGAGAAGCCUGCACCAUGGACUCCCCAGUCUCCUCUCAGGACAACGAUAUCGAAGUGAACGUGGUCUCCGGCGCGAGUAGCCCGGAGCUCCCCUCACAGAGUCCCUACUCCUCGCCACGGAGAGAGAAGAGUCCGUGGAAGAAAGAGGAGAAGGCCACAGGCAGUGCACCUUACACGAGUUUCUCAAUAAGUUCUAUCCUGAACAGAGCGGAGCCGAGAAGAGAUAAUGUCCUAGAGGCGGCGCUGGCGGCGAAUCAGUUUGGUUCUAACGAUGCUAUGCUGUCUAGGCUGGGCCUCAUCUCUCAGUGGUCGGCGCUGGCGGGGCGGUACGGUGGUUUGGUGCCUGCGCCAUGGUACUGGAGGCCCCACGCGCGCUCCCCGCACAGAGAGGACUCCACGACGAACGAGGACGGCUCAGCGGGGGGGUCGCCGCGGGCUCGCAGCCCCCCGCGCGCGCCGUCACCCCCCUCGCCCUCCCGCUCGUCGCCGCCCCGCUCGCCACGUCUCCACCCCGCGCUCUACCCCCAACAGACCGACGACAGAGACUCCGACCAGGACGUCGACGAAAGCGACGACUUCGACAAAGACGAAAAGCGCGACUCCAGUGCCGGGCUGGGAAAGAGGAAGAAGAAAACGCGAACAGUCUUCUCCCGCUCACAAGUCUUCCAACUGGAGUCCACGUUUGACAUGAAGCGGUACUUGAGCAGUUCGGAGCGAGCGGGCCUCGCCGCGAGCCUACACCUGACGGAAACCCAGGUGAAGAUCUGGUUCCAGAACAGACGGAACAAGUGGAAGAGACAGCUGGCUGCGGAGUUGGAGGCAGCUAAUAUGGCGCACGCGGCACAAAGACUGGUCCGCGUGCCUAUUCUGUACCAUGAGUCGCGGCCGACGUCGAUGCCGCAUACGCCUCUGCCGAUCCACCCUCAAUUCUCCAACGAGAGUGGGGUGUACUUCCCUCCCCAAGCCCCGCAGCCGCUGCAGCCUCUCCCGACGUCUCCUGUGACCUCCCGAGCGCCGCUGUCCAGCCUCGUGUAGUGUUCGCUCGACUCCGCCGGCGCGGAUGGACAUUUUUGAGUCUGUGGACUAGUCAGUGUCACUGUCAAAUGCCAAAAGUUAGGUUAAGAGAUAUUUAGUGCUGUAGCGUGGGCGGGAAAAUAAAAAUAAAAACUUACUAACAUAUAGCACUUGGAUGACAUUGUCAUGACCUGUCACUUAAAGUAACAACAAUGUUAGUUUUCCUUUUCGACAUGCCAUCUUAUACUUGGACGACAUUGUCAAAAAUGCAUGAGAGUUAAACUGCUGUCUCGUGACAAUUUGCAAUAUGGCGGCGGUAGUACUGAUUCUUAUUACGCAUCAAAAGAGUAUCUUAGUGUUUCUACAACAAAAAAUUACGUGUAUUUUUUUUUCCCGUGUACGCUAUAUGUAAAAUUUUUAAUUACCUAGCAUGUAAUAGUAACGUACAAAUCGUUGUCAUUCCAUAGUGUAAAUUAUUGUACAUACGCCUCUGUAUUUAUUCUGUAAGUUAGAAAAAUUGUAAAUAUUGUGUAUUCGGUGCGUUACCCGCUUCUUGUUAGAUUUGUAUCAAUGUUUCAGUGUCUAGAGAUCGAAAUUGUAAAAAAAUAUGAUUCCUUUUUUUAAUCACAAA
Molecule: messenger RNA, 1712 nt
Organism: Aricia agestis (brown argus)
Lineage: Eukaryota; Metazoa; Arthropoda; Insecta; Lepidoptera; Lycaenidae
Product: homeobox protein Hmx-like
Exons: 4
Coding region: 83-1102 (339 amino acids)
Biological process (GO): regulation of transcription by RNA polymerase II
Cellular component (GO): nucleus
Molecular function (GO): DNA-binding transcription factor activity, RNA polymerase II-specific; RNA polymerase II transcription regulatory region sequence-specific DNA binding
Source: RefSeq, a predicted model, not a curated record